Polypterus senegalus (gray bichir) is the source of this 4147-nucleotide messenger RNA. It is a transcript of the gene taf2, whose product is annotated as TAF2 RNA polymerase II, TATA box binding protein (TBP)-associated factor. The record is from RefSeq and is a predicted model, not a curated record. The transcript is spliced from 27 exons. Bases 335 to 3907 code for a protein of 1190 amino acids. Gene Ontology annotation, biological process: transcription initiation at RNA polymerase II promoter. NCBI's taxonomy places the organism in Eukaryota, Metazoa, Chordata, Cladistia, Polypteriformes, Polypteridae. Gene Ontology annotation, cellular component: transcription factor TFIID complex. Gene Ontology annotation, molecular function: chromatin binding; RNA polymerase II general transcription initiation factor activity; transcription cis-regulatory region binding.
CAAAAUGGAUGCAUUUUGUAGCGAAUGUACUGGCGGGAGAUUUACAGUAUUUUUGUUAGAAGUGUUGGAAAUUUAUUUUUGUUGGAAUAUGCUUGGCCUUGUCUUGUCCGUAAAAGACACAAGCAGUAAACUUUAAGUAACGUAUAAUUUUAUAUAAGACAAUGUUUAAAGCUAAUGGAAUUGCAUUUCGUUCCAGUUGUAUAAACUUAGACUUUUGUGAAUUGCAUUUAUGGCAAAAAAACUGUUAAUCGUUUCAAGAAUAACUGUUUUCGGAAUUAACGUUGACUUCACCCAGUGCAUUUUACGGCAUUUCUGAUCGGCUUGUCAGUGCAUAAUGAAUAAGAAGAAAGGAGAUAAAGGUUUUGAAAGCCCACGGCCGUAUAAAUUAACCCACCAGGUCGUCUGCAUUAACAACAUAAACUUUCAGCGAAAAUCUGUUAUUGGACAUGUGGAGUUAACUGUAUUUCCAACGGUUCCCAAUUUGAACAGAAUUAAACUUAACAGUAAGCAGUGUAGAAUUUACAGAGUUCGAGUUAAUGACCUGGAAGCAGCUUUUAUUUACAAUGAUCCAACAUUGGAAGUCUGUCACCAUGAGUCAAAACAGAGAAAUCUUAAUUAUUUUUCUAAUGCAUAUUCGGCUGCUGUUAGUGCUGUCGACCCAGAUGCUGGUCAUGGUGAGCUCUGCAUUAAAGUUCCUUCAGAGCUUUGGAAACAGGGAGAUGAGCUGAAAGUACUAAAAGUUUACAUUGAGUUUUCCCUUGAUCAGCCAAAAGGAGGGCUUCAUUUUGUUGUACCAGAUGUAGAAGGCAGCAUAGCAGAGCGAGGAGCUCAUGUAUUUUCAUGUGGAUACCAGAAUUCAACAAGGUUUUGGUUUCCAUGUGUGGACUCUUAUUCUGAACUUUGCACAUGGAAGUUGGAGUUCACUGUUGAUGCUGCAAUGGUAGCAGUAUCCUGUGGAGAUCUUUUGGAGACAAUAUAUACUCAUGACAUGAGAAAGAAGACGUUUCAUUACCUUCUCACCAUACCAACUGCAGCUCCUAAUAUAUCCCUUGCUGUUGGGCCAUUUGAAAUUCUUGUGGAUCCAUAUAUGCAUGAGGUAACACAUUUCUGUUUACCCCAGCUCUUGCCUUUACUCAAACAUUCAAUGUCUUACCUGCAUGAGAUAUUUGAAUUUUUUGAAGAGAUUCUCACGUGUCGAUACCCAUACUCUUGUUUUAAGACUGUGUUUAUUGAUGAAGCCUAUGUACAAGUAUCUUCUUAUGCCUCUAUGAGUAUUUUCAGCACAAAUCUGUUGCACAGUGCCAUGAUUAUAGAUCAGACUCCUUUGACAAGACGAUGUUUAGCUCAAGCGUUGGCCCAGCAGUUUUUUGGAUGCUUUAUAUCUCGAAUGUCAUGGUCAGAUGAAUGGGUUUUAAAAGGCAUCUCUGGAUACAUUUAUGGUCUUUAUUUAAAAAAAACAUUUGGAGUGAAUGAGUACAGACACUGGAUCAAACAGGAACUGGACAAUAUAGUGGACUAUGAGUUGAAGACUGGUGGUGUUUUGCUACAUCCGAUGUUUUCUGGAGGCAAAGAGAAAGACAACCCAACUCCUCAUCUGCAUUUUUCGAUAAAGCAUCCUCAUACUCUUUCAUGGGAAUAUUACAAGAUGUUCCAGCGUAAAGCACAUUUAGUUAUGAGACUUAUAGAGAAUCGCAUUAGCAUGGAAUUUAUGCUGCAGGUAUUCAACAAACUUUUAAGUCUGGCUAGUACAGCAUCAUCUCAGAAGUUUCAGUCACACAUGUGGAGUCAAAUGCUAGUUUCAACAUCAGGAUUUCUAAAAUCAAUUUCCAAUGUUUCAGGGAAAGAUAUUGGACCUUUAAUAAAGCAAUGGGUAGACCAAAGCUCAGUUGUGAAAUUCUAUGGGAGCUUUGCUUUUAACAGGAAAAGGAAUGUCCUUGAAUUGGAGAUAAAACAAGACUAUACAUCACCAGGAACACAGAAAUAUGUGGGUCCUAUAAAGGUAACUGUGCAAGAGUUGGAUGGAUCCUUCAACCACACAUUACAGAUUGAAGAGAACAGUCUAAAACAUGACAUUCCCUGUCAUUCAAAGAGCAGAAGAAAUAAGAAAAAGAAGAUUCCUUUAAUGAAUGGUGAAGAAGUGGACAUGGAUCUGUCUGCCAUGGAUGUUGAUUCCCCAUUGUUAUGGAUACGAAUUGAUCCAGACAUGUCAAUUUUAAGGAAAGUUGAAUUUGAACAGGCUGACUUCAUGUGGCAAUACCAGUUACGAUAUGAGAGGGAUGUUGUUGCCCAAGAAGAAGCCAUAUCAGCUCUAGAGCAAUUCCCAACUCCUGCAUCAAGGCUGGCGCUGACAGACAUUCUUGAACAAGAGCAGUGUUUUUACAGGGUUAGAAUGCUGGCAUGUUUCUGCCUUGCAAAGAUUGCAAGUUCCAUGGUGAAUACAUGGACGGGACCACCAGCUAUGAAAUCUCUGUUUACUAGAAUGUUUUGCUGCAAAAGUUGUCCAAAUAUAGUCAAAACAAACAACUUUAUGAACUUCCAGAGUUAUUUCCUUCAAAAGACUAUGCCAGUAGCCAUGGCUUUACUGAGAGAUGUACACAACCUUUGCCCCAAAGAAGUUUUACAUUUUAUUUUGGAUUUGAUAAAGUACAACGACAACAGGAAGAAUAAGUUUUCCGAUAAUUAUUAUCGUGCCGAACUGAUUGAUGCCCUUGCCAACUCGGUGACACCUGCUGUCAGUAUAAACAAUCAAGUUCGCACUUUGGACAGUUUAAAUGCCGAUGUCAGGCUCAUUCUGGAGGAGAUUACCAGAUUCCUGAACAUGGAGAAGCUACUUCCAAGCUACAGACACACCAUCACUGUUAGUUGUUUAAGAGCCAUUCGGGUUCUGCAGAAGAAUGGCCAUAUUCCUAGUGACCCAUCUCUCUUCAAAUCUUAUGCUGACUAUGGCCACUUUGUGGAUGUUAGACUCGCUGCUUUGGAAGCAGUGGUUGAUUACACCCAAGUUGACAGAAGUUAUGAGGAACUUCAGUGGCUGCUUAGCAUGGUGCAGAAUGAUCCUGUUCCUUACGUAAGGCAUAAGAUAUUGAGCAUGUUGGGUAAAAAUCCACCAUUUACAAAGAAUGAGGAGUCCCCUCUGUGCAGUGAGGAUCUUGUGGAUCACCUGUGGAAAUUGAUGAAUUCAGGUACAUCUCAUGAUUGGAGGCUGCGUUGUGAUGCAGUGAACCUUUAUCACACACUGUUUGGCCUGAGUAGACCAUCUUGCUUGCCUUUGCCGGAGCUUGGGCUGGUCCUCAAUCUUAAAGAAAAAAAGGCAGUUCUGAACUCUACAAUCAAACCUGAAUUGGGGGCUACUUAUACAGAGCUGACAAAUAAUCCUGCAAUUCUUGGACAGAUGAUCAUCUUUCCAAACAGUGAAGAUGAAAAUCUCAGCAGUGAAGUAUCAAACAAUGUUCCAGUCUUAUUUCAAGGAGUGAAGAGAAAAGCUGAUACUCCACUCGGAUCACCACUUGAACCUGGCCAGUUCUCAAAUUCACAGGAAGACGAAGAUAUUGAUAUGGACACAGUUCAUGACAGCCAAGCAUUUAUAUAUCACCAUUUAAACAUGCUCGAAAGACCAUCAACUCCAGGGAAAGAACCUCCUACUACAGACCCUGCUAUGGUGUCAAUGCCAGCAACUCCUUUAUCUGUGUUUGGGAAAGAUCCUCAUCCCACUUCAAAACACAGUGAUCAUCACCAUCAUCAUCACCACCACCAUGAGCACAAAAAGAAGAAAAAGAAACACAAACACAAGCAUAAACAUAAACACAAACAUGACAGUAGAGAAAAAGAAAGGGACAGAGACCAGAUUGCUUUUCCUAGCAGCCCUGCUAGUGGACACUCAAUUCAAUCACCUUCCCUUUCUGAUUAGAGGAAAGUUAUUUGUACAGUAGUUUGUGUACUUUUUCAACCUUACAUGUACAUAUUCUGCCCUAAUAUGUCAUGCCAGUAGGGAAUGUGUUGCUUUAAUAGUAUUUUACAGUUUUUUGAAUUUUUGUUUUCUUUUCUGUUUUUAAAUGAUAUGAAAGUAAAGCAUUCAUUCUUUAAAGAAGGCUAUUCAGAGCCUUAAUGCCAUCCAUAGUUCACUGGCACAAUUAUUUUAUUGUUAACA